GAGAAUACCCGCGAAGUCCAUCACUUCCAGAGGAAACCAUUGCGUCUAGUGCCUUCUGAUGGAGGAAUUUGUCGCAGAUCACAUGUCCCAGGAGCUCAAUGGCACAAGGGCGCUCUGUGUUGCUGUUCCUUCAGAGGAUGAAGAGAGCAACUGUAACACGGAACACUUGCAAAUGAGGAAAGGUGAAAGUGAACAGCAAAGACCCUACGAAGAGGCGAAUCAAGGCUCCAGUGGUUUGGCUCAGCUAGACCAUGAGGCAACAAGGAUCGAGAAGGUGGCCUGCUGUGAUGAUGGUGGAGGGCUGGAGCCGCCGGACGGAGGAUGGGGCUGGGUGGUGGCUUUCGCUAGUGCAGUUAUCAUGUUCCUUAUUAAUGCGAUGGCCUCUUCCUUCGGCAUUCUCUUCUCCAAGUAUCUCCUGCAGGAGGGCACAUCAUCCACUAUGACCUUCUGGAUCUAUUCGGUCCAGACACUUUUUUGGAAUGUAAGCAUCAUGUUCCUGCGAGCUCUCACUGAGGAGUUCGGCUGGCGAGCAGUGGGUAUCGUGGGCAGCUUCUUGACUUGUCUCGGAUUCAGUGUGUCGUCUUUCACGCCAGCACCUGAGUUCCUUUUUAUCUCGUUCUCACUCCUAUGUGGAAUCGGAGCUGGGACCGCGACAGGCCUGAGCUUUGUUGUGGUACCCAACUACUUCAGGCAGCGGCGCGGGGCGGCCAACGCCAUCGUGAACUGCGGUGAUGGGCUGGGACAAAUCUUCAUGCCGCCUUUCAUUGUAUUACUUCAAGACAAUUUUGGUGAUCGUGGCGCGACUCUUAUUAUCAGCGGCAUAAUGUUGCACGCCUGCGUCGCCGCCGCCACCUUCCACCCCUUAAAGUCGCACAUGAAGGUCCAGAUUACUCCAGAGGGCCACAAAGAUGCAGCAUUGCCCAGAAGCCCGCCAACCAACACUACACCAGCCACGUCAUCCAAACCAAACAUCUUCGUGCGGGUUGCCAAGUCGGUCGUGUCUAACCUCAGAAUUCUCCGAUCCAAACGGGCGUGCAUCAUCUCACUGUCGAGUUCACUGAUCGUUGUCAACAACCUCAACUUCCUGAUGAUGGUACCCUUCGCCUUUCAGGACGAAGGACUCUCCAUCGACGACUCGGCGCUGUGCAUGUCUGCCAUGGCCGUGGCCAGCCUUAUAAUUCGAUCCUCCUGCUCUCUGUUCUCUGACUUUAACUUCUUCAGCGUGCGGGCGUGUUACCUGUCCGGCUGUGCCGUCAUGUGCAUCUCAGCAGGAGUGUUCCCGCUGCUGAGGUCAAGAGAGUGGCUGUUGGUGGUGAUGGUGGUGUACGGGAUCGGUCAUGGUGCAAACAUGGGCACGUUCACCCUCAUGCUGAUCGACGUGAUGGGGCUGAAGAGCUUGGCGCCUCUCCUCGGCACCAGCUGCUUCUGUAACGGCAUCGGUUUGUUCCUCAUCGGGCCUCUGAUUGGAAUUAUUCGGGACGCUUCUCAGAGUUACGCCAUCAGCAUCUGGGUGUUGUCGAGCCUGGGGAUGGGCGGGACACUUCUGUGGGUGUUGAUGGGACGGGCAAUGGCGUAUGACAAGCAGAGGCACAAGGAAGGGCGUCUAGAUCACCUCAAAAGUCAUCAAACUAGUGCCAAAAUCAACCAGUGCCAGCUCAUCUCAGUGCGGUUGAGGUGGCGGUCACUGGUGUUACCGCUUGUGCUUCCGUGCUUGCUGGAAUCACAAGGGACGAACACUGACCACACAACGCACUGGAGGGAAGGAGGCGGGGCGAGUACUGGUAGCAUGGCAUUCAGCGGGGCGAGGGAGAAGGCGGGGCAGGGCAAGGGUGCCGCGGAGUGCCAGGAGCUUCACGUACAAAGGGAGGAGAAGUGCCAGGAUAUAAAUGCCAACGAGAAACAGUGGCGUGAUGGUGACAGAGACCGUGAUUGCAGUGUUGAUGAUGACAGCGCUGCGGGAGGAGAUGAGAAGCCCCCACAGAACACUGGCAGCCGCGGGAACAAACAGGGCGUGGUGUUCAGUCAGGAUGAGAGAGUGCAGUACAAGUUGGUGCCGCCUGAAGGAGGAUGGGGCUGGAUGGUGGUGCUUGGGACCUUCAUUAUCGUGACGCUGCUGCCCUCGAUGGGUCCCUCCUUCGGCGUGCUCUUCUCCGACUACCUCAUUGACGCCGGCUCCUCCUCCACCAACACUGCCUGGAUCUUCAACCUCCAGUGCUUCCUGUGGUUCAUCAGCGGCCUCUUGACGCGGCCCCUCACGCAGGAGCUGGGAUGGCGUCCCGUGGGGAUGACUGGCUCUGUGAUGGCCAGCGUGGGCCUCAUGCUCAGCGCCAUCACCCCCUUCCCAAAAUUUCUCUUUUUCUCUUACUCCGUCUUGACUGGGAUCGGCGGCGGCUUGGUGACCUGCCAGUGCUUCACCAUUCUACCUCACUACUUCCACCGGCUGCGCGGCAUCACCAAUGCCAUCAUGAUGAGUGGCAUCUGCCUGGGACAGUUCCUGGUGCCACCUGUCUCCCGAUACCUUCAAGAUAUUUUCGGUUUUAGAGGUGCCACGCUCAUCAUGGGAGCCAUUAUGCUCAAUGCCAGCGUCGGCGCCUCCUUCUUCCACCCCUACGAGUGGCACCAAAAGAGGGUCAUAGUGGAGGAGGAGCCCGAGGAAUAUGUGCCGGCCCUUCCCGCCAAGCCCAAGGCCAUGGACUCACCUCACCUGGGCCGCGGCAUGUGGAGGCGGAGUGUGACUUUGCCCACGAGACGAGGCACAGGCUGCUUGUGCGCCUUGAGGGCAGGAAGACGACAGCCCCUUCCUCCAGGCACUCCUCGAGAUACAACUCCACUCUCAGCCUCUCCUCCAUGGACGCGGGUAGCCUCGCCGCCAUGCCCCUUGGACGACGAGGAGGAAAAGGCCGACGCCAAGGCGCAAAAGAAAACAGGCGAAAUCUUUCUCAUCAGGGUCAUCAAGUCCACCAAGAAGGACCUCGCGGUGCUCAAGUACCUGCGCGCCUGCAUCUUCUGCUUUGGCGGCGUCUUGUGCAUCAACGGCUUCCUCAACUUCCUCAUGAUGGUGCCCUUCGCCAUGCUGGAGGUGGGCUUAUCGAAGGACGCCUCCUCUUGGUGCCUGUCUGUGUCCGCGGGGUGCAACCUGGUGACGCGCAUCAUGGUGUCCACGCUGUCAGACUUCAAGUGGUUCAACAAGAGGAUUGCCUACCUGUCCGGCUUCCUGCUCAUUAGCGCCUCCAUCACAGCCUUCACGUUCUCCACCACGUCUGAGCUGCUGCUGACCUGGAUGGCGACCUAUGGCGUGGGCGUGGGGGCGUGCAUGGGCAUCUACAACAUCGUCAUCAUCGACGUGAUGGGCGAGGAACUGCUUGCCCCGGUCUUCGGCACCUCCUCCUUCUGUACCGCCAUUGGGUUCAUCUGCCUCGGCCCUCUUAUUGGCUUCAUCAGGGACGUCACUCAGAGCUACGCCGUCAGCAUGCGAAUCACGGCCGGGAUGCUGCUCAUGUCUUUCCUGGCGUGGAUGUUCAUGAAUGUAGCGGAGAAGAUCGACCGACGCAGGAAGGCCGCUAAAGAGAGGGAAGAGGAGGAGGAGAAGCCGUAGUGUGGGUGAAGGGAAUGGCCAGGAACGAGAAACGCCACUGAAUAUCUAUCUGACCGUGUCUUUCAUGCGUGUGUCAAAAGUGUCUUCUGAGGGAAAUCCGUGUUGUUUUGCGCCUUGUCGUGACUGUUAUUCUAUCAUUGCCGUCACAUUCCCAUCACUUGUUCCCUCAGUCUACUUAUUUUUCUUACUCAUCGUUUGCAUUGUGUGUGUUUGUACAUUUUGAAACAUGUGAGUGGGAAACAGAAGCACCGCACACUGGAAAUGACUGGAGCACCAAUAACAAAGUGCAGAGUGAGUGAGUGAGUGAGUGAGUGAGUGCUGCGUUCAGGUAAGUGGAUGCAUUAAGGAGUCAAUACCAAUAGCUCACCUUAACCUCUUCAGUACCAUGACGUGUUUCAAUAUUCAUUCUGCUUAUUAUCUGGUGACUUUAUACUGCUUCAGAAACUUAUGUGGAGAUUAAGAUAGUGAAGACUCUGGCCACUAAUCUUUUAACUUCCACAGACCCUUCCUAAUGUAAAUAAAAUCGUCUAAUCACAACCAAAGCUCAUGGUAAAAAUGCAUUUCAGUACUGAAGGGGUUAACGACCAAUGGUACAACAAGGUCACCGUUAACCAUGUGAUGUAACACCAUUAAGUGAAGAUCAGAACAAAAAAGAGCCCGACCCAUAUCAAUAAGAGAUGAACUAGAUAGAAAAAAAAAAAAACGUGGAAGUGGAAGUGGAAGAUAAGAUGCAGAGGAGAACCAAACAGUAGCUUGUUGGACACUAGAAGAACGAUAAUCAUGAUAAGUACAAACAGUAUCGUAAAGCUUGAUAAGAAUUCAAAACAAGGCUAGAGAGCGAAACAUAGAUAAGAAAUAAAUCAAAAGGAAACCCAGACAGCAACAAAACUUUAGGUCAUUGCAACGCUGCUUAGUAACUACUUCUAAAGGAGAGUCAACCAGGACAGCACAGAAGUUCCUCUCCACCCAACUUUCGCACUAUAAAAUAAAAUGGUGACAAGGAAUUUCUACAGGGAAGGAUGAAAAAAGUACUAACAUUUACACUACUGUGAACUCAAUAAGGCUAUCUAAGAAUGAACACAAAAUAAUGAUAAAAUCAGUGUUUGUGAAAAAAUAAAAGGACUUACUUUGAUAAAUGAAAAUAAUAUAGUUUCAAGUAUAAUCAUUUGGUCAAGAGGAGAGCUCGUUGGGAUUAACUUAUAGGUAGACAGAUAGACGAAUAUAUUCUUUCACACACACCAUGACAGUAAGAACAGGUGAAUACAGUACAGGUACACUCAGAUAUAAUCCCGAUUUUUGUACUACAGUAUAUAUUUUUUAACGAAUUUUGUAAUAUGUGGCAGGAAUAUAAUCAACAAUAAU
Molecule: messenger RNA, 4957 nt
Organism: Portunus trituberculatus (swimming crab)
Lineage: Eukaryota; Metazoa; Arthropoda; Malacostraca; Decapoda; Portunidae
Exons: 13
Coding region: 59-3595 (1178 amino acids)
Biological process (GO): monocarboxylic acid transport; transmembrane transport
Molecular function (GO): monocarboxylic acid transmembrane transporter activity
Source: RefSeq, a predicted model, not a curated record